This is a messenger RNA of Metarhizium acridum CQMa 102, 1008 nucleotides long. RefSeq lists its product as uncharacterized. Gene Ontology annotation, molecular function: ubiquitin-protein transferase activity. The record is from RefSeq and is a predicted model, not a curated record. Gene Ontology annotation, biological process: double-strand break repair via homologous recombination. Lineage: Eukaryota; Fungi; Ascomycota; Sordariomycetes; Hypocreales; Clavicipitaceae. Gene Ontology annotation, cellular component: Smc5-Smc6 complex; nucleus.
AUGGAGUCAGUCCUUGGUCCAGACUACGACAACAGCCACCGAGCAUUCCUCCAAGCCCUCCUCGCUCACAGCACGCUCACGUUCGAAGAAGCACAACCAAUCCUGGCUGCCAUCUUCAACGCCGCCGGGUUCCACGAAUCAGUUGUCCGGCCAGAGCAAAUCACUGAAGAUGAAUUCAAGAGAUACAUCGACGUAGCCUCUGACGCCGCCUCCCUCUUUGACUAUGAAGUGCGCAGCAUCACCCACCAAGUCACCAAGCACCGGGUGUACGCACUCGUAAACACCCAGUCCGACCCCCAGACACAGCUAGCCACGACAUACAGCCCCGAAGAACUAGCCUUUAUCAAACGUGUCCUUGACGGCAUGUUUGACAAGUACAACACGCCGCGGAUGGAGGUGUUGGCCAUUACGGAAAUGCAGGCCAUCAAAUUUGCCAGACCACCCAACCGUCGGCAGAGCCACCUGAGCCCCGAGGACUCGACGGAAACGCAGGCGCAAUCAGCUGCAGCAGACAGAGGCCUUAAACACAGUGAGGUGGAAGCCGUCAUGAGGAGUCUCGUCGAGGGAGGGUGGUUUGAGAAGAGCCAGGACGGGUUCUACGCAGUCACUCCACGAGCGUUGCUUGAGCUACGUCCCUGGCUGGUGGAGACGUAUAACGACCCCGAUGCUGAGGCAAAUGAGUGGCAGCGCAUCAAGUUCUGUGAGGCGUGCAAGGAUAUUGUCACCAUCGGGCUGCGGUGUUCCCAGCCCAAUUGCACUUUGAGACUACACGACAUGUGCCAGGAUGCAUUUUGGCGGGCUCGGAGAUCGAAGAAUUGUCCCAAGUGUCAGAAGGAGUGGACGGGAGACCGGUACAUUGGCGAGAGGGCAGUGACCAUGACGGAGGCAUAUCAGAGGGGGAGGAGAAGGAGUGGUGGGAGGAAGAGCACGUUGGCCGAUGAUGUUAUCCAGCAGGAGGGGAUGGAGGAGGACGUGGAGGACGAGGAGGACGAGGAUGAUGAGACGUGA